AUGAGCGGGGUGCUGUCAGGGGUAACCACAUCUGUCAGGCGUUCUCGGCCAAUAAAGAGCGGAGCGAGGCGGACCACAGGUGCGCGCCUCUGCGUCCCCUUGGCACAGCGCCCGGGAGAUGCUGGAGAGAGACGCCUAGCUGCCCCGUGGCGCAAAGAGAGUUCCUGUCAGAGGCAGCCUCCCUCUUUAACUCCGGCUACCACUCUGGCUCCGAGAGAGUUUAUGGCGACCGCAGCGUCAAACCACUACAGCGUCCUCAGCACCCCCAGCAGCGCGCCGCCGCCGCCGCCGCACUCGGAGUCCGGGAGCAUGCAGCAGGCGGCAGCGUACAGGGACGCGCACACCAUGCUCCAGAACGACUACGGCACGCUACCGGGCGGUGGGCAUCCGCUCAGCCACGCGCACCAGUGGAUAACGGCGCUCUCUCACGGUGACAGCGGGGCGCCGUGGCCGUCCAGUCCCCUCCGAGAACAGGACGUGAAGCCCAUCCUGCAUGACAGUGACCGAGAGGAGCUGCAGAACUCUAGCAGCCUGCAGCAGCAGCAGCAGCAGCAGCAACAGCGACACCCUCACCUAGCGCACCAGCAGGCGCAUCACGACGCCAGAGCAUGGCGAACCAGCACGGCCACGACGCACAUCACCGGCAUGGCGACAUCUGAGGGACAGAGCCUGGUCUACUCCCAGUCCGGCUUCGCUCUGAUGCCAGGGGGAGAGCAGGGAGCGAUGCACCACCACCCUCUGCGGGACGAGGACCACCACAGCCACAGCCCGCACCUCAGUGAGCACGGGGGCGGCCCCGGGGCCCACCACCACCAGCACCAGCAGCACGGGGGCCACCAGGACCAGUCGGACGAGGACACGCCGACCUCGGAUGAGCUGGAGCAGUUCGCCAAGCAGUUCAAGCAGCGGCGGAUCAAGCUGGGCUUCACGCAGGCGGACGUGGGGCUGGCCCUGGGGACGCUCUACGGGAACGUGUUCUCUCAGACCACCAUCUGCAGGUUCGAGGCGCUGCAGCUCAGCUUCAAGAACAUGUGCAAACUUAAGCCGCUGCUGAACAAGUGGCUGGAGGAGGCGGACUCCACGUCGGGGAGUCCCACCAGCCUAGAUAAGAUCGCGGCGCAGGGGAGGAAAAGGAAAAAGCGGACCUCCAUCGAGGUGGGCGUCAAGGGCGCUCUGGAGAGCCAUUUUCUGAAAUGCCCCAAGCCGGGAGCGGCGGAGAUCAACUCCCUGGCGGACAGCCUGCAGCUGGAGAAGGAGGUGGUGAGGGUCUGGUUCUGUAACCGGCGGCAGAAGGAGAAGAGGAUGACCCCCGCUGGGGGACAGAUAUCAGGAGGGGAGGACAUGUACGGGGACACCCCCCCUCAUCACGGAGGACAGACUCCUGUGCAGUGACCCCUGUCCAUUAUUUUCUUCUCUUUAUUUUUUUUACUGUUAUUAUUAUUAUUUUCGGGGGGGAAAAAAACCACGAACCUCUGCAGGGAGGAAGCUUCUUAUUUGUUAAAAUUCUCAAUGCUGGAACUGGACCUCAGCCAGUUUUAAGUGUUGGACGGACGCAGGGAUGCAGAGUGGCACCCCGGUGCUAAAAACACUCAGAGCAGAGAUGUGUAGAAUGGCUUCAUGCCAGGCACAUUGAGCUGGGGUGUGCUAACCAAAAUAGGGAAGAAGAGAGGAAGGAAGAAGAAGAAAAAAAAAAGAUGGGGCGAGAGAAAGCAGCGACAUUUUCUGCAUCAGUCUUAAAGAAAGGCGGGAGGAGGAAAACUAUAGGAGCAGGCUGCAGUCGGUGUGGGUAAAUAAACGCCAUCUUUCCAUCAUAACAAAAGCGACAGGGAUCCUGCAGCUUGUGGUAAAAGACAGGGCUGAAAUGGCAGGCAAAUGCUGUAGCCCACAAUACCAGCCAACCGUUUAUUAUUAUUAUU
Molecule: messenger RNA, 1916 nt
Organism: Poeciliopsis prolifica (blackstripe livebearer)
Lineage: Eukaryota; Metazoa; Chordata; Actinopteri; Cyprinodontiformes; Poeciliidae
Gene: pou3f2a
Product: POU class 3 homeobox 2a
Biological process (GO): brain development; regulation of transcription by RNA polymerase II
Cellular component (GO): nucleus
Molecular function (GO): DNA-binding transcription factor activity, RNA polymerase II-specific; RNA polymerase II cis-regulatory region sequence-specific DNA binding
Source: RefSeq, a predicted model, not a curated record